CGCUACUGCACCUUCAUCUGCGGUGACUCCCAGCCGCUGGACAGAAUGUGCGUAGAGAGAGGGCUGUGCUGCUGAUGCAAAGGCUUGCUACCGCCAGGCCAGGGGCUGUGGCCUCCACAUCAGGAAGUCCUGGAGGGAAAGUCAGGGACAUCACGGCCCCUUCCCGUGGGACAGCGGCAAAGAGGCAGGCCUGUUGGGUCCUGUCCCCCUUCUGAGGGCACCGCCAUCCUCACACCAGAACUUCCCUUCCUCUCCUCACCGGGGCCUCAUUCCUUCCUCGCAGCCCACCCCCAUCCAUGUGGGUGGGUGUACUCAGCGUCUAAACCCCUCUGUCUGCAGCCCAGCCAGACUGCCUACCCCUCCCUGGGCGGAGGCAGGCGGGGCCCCUGAUAUCUCUCUCCACAGAGGUUCCCGCUGGCCACCACCCCCAGGAUGGCUUCCGCCUCCGGCCCCCCUGCUUUCAGGCUGGAGACCUAUGAUGGAGGCCGGGAAGAUGGAGCUGAUGUGGACACAGGACAGCGGGGCCUUGGGGAUGUGCUGCCUCCCAUGGAGUCACCCUAUGUGGGCGAGGACCAGAACUUCUCCCCUCAGAUCAAAGUGAACCUUAACUACCGAAAGGGAGCAGGUGCCAGCCAGCUGGACCUAAACCGCUUUGACCGUGACCGGCUCUUCAGCGCGGCUGCCCGGGGUGUCCCCCAGGACCUGGCGGGGCUACUGGAGUACCUGCGCGCUACCAGCAAGUACCUCACCGACUCGGAGUACACAGAGGGCUCCACCGGGAAGACGUGCCUGAUGAAGGCCGUGCUGAACCUUCGGGAUGGAGCCAAUGCCUGCAUCCUGCCGCUGCUGCAGAUCGACCGGGACUCGGGCAACCCCAGGCCUCUGGUCAACGCCCAGUGCACAGAUGAGUACUACCGAGGCCACAGCGCCCUGCACAUCGCCAUCGAGAAGAGGAGCCUGCAGUGCGUGCGGCUCCUGGUGGAGAACGGUGCCGACGUGCAUGCCCGGGCCUGCGGCCGCUUCUUCCAGAAGAAAAGCCAAGGCACUUGUUUUUAUUUUGGUGAGCUGCCCCUCUCGCUGGCGGCAUGCACCAAUCAGUGGGAUGUGGUGGCCUACCUCCUGGAGAACCAGCACCAGCCUGCCAGCCUGCAGGCUGCCGACUCACUGGGCAACACGGUCCUGCACGCGCUGGUGAUGAUCGCAGACAACUCGGCUGAGAACAGCGCUCUGGUGACCCACAUGUACGACAGGCUCCUCCAGGCUGGGGCCAGCCUCUGCCCCUCGCUGCAGCUCGAGGACAUCCCCAACCUGCAGGGCCUUACACCCCUGAAGCUGGCUGCCCAGGAGGGCAAAAUGGAGAUUUUCAGACACAUCCUGCAGCGAGAGUUCUCGGGACCGUACCAGUGCCUUUCCCGGAAGUUCACUGAGUGGUGCUACGGGCCGGUCCGGGUGUCACUGUAUGACCUGGCCUCUGUGGACAGCUGGGAGGAGAACUCGGUGCUGGAGAUCAUCACCUUUCACUGCCGGAGCCCGCACCGACACCAAAUGGUGGUUUUGGAGCCGCUGAACAAACUGCUGCAGGCGAAAUGGGACCUGCUCAUGCCCAGGUUCUUCUUCAACUUCCUGUGUUUCUUGAUCUACAUGCUCAUCUUCACCGCUGUUGUCUACUGCGAGCCUGCCCUGGAAAAGGCCUUCCUCCCCAUGAAAGGGACAGUGAGAAACUCCCUGCAGCUACUGGGCCACAUCCUGAUCCUGCUUGGGGGCGGCUACCUCCUCCUGGGCCAGCUGUGGUACUUCUGGAGGCGUCGUCUGUUCAUCUGGAUCUCGUUCUUGGACAGCUACUUCGAACUGCUCUUCCUGGUCCAGGCCCUGCUCACGGUGCUGUCUCAGGUGCUGCAUUUCCUGGCUAUUGAGUGGUACCUGCCUCUGCUUGUGUCCUCGCUGGUGCUGGGCUGGCUGAACCUGCUUUACUAUACACGCGGCUUCCAGUACACAGGCAUCUACAGCGUCAUGAUCCAGAAGUGUGUCCUUUGUCCCCAGAAAGCCAUCUCUGUCCUGGAGAUGGAGAAUGGCUACUGGUGGUGCAGGAGGAAGAAGCAGCCGGCAGGGGUGAAGCUGAGGGUUGGCACCAGGCCAGAUGGUAGCCCGGAUGAGCGUUGGUGCUUCAGGUCGGAGGAAGUGAACUGGGCUGCCUGGGAGCAGACGCUGCCCACAGUGCGCGAGGAGCCUGCGGGGCCAGGCGACCCCGGCACCAGGAAGAGCCCUGCCCCAGCCGCCCGCCCCGGGAAGGACGGUGCCCUGGAGGAAGACCACCUGCCCCUCCAGCCCCUAAAGUCCCACUGACGGACGGCCAGCGCAGCAGGAGGCCGGCAGGACGGCGCCAAGGAACUUUCCUAGGGAACAAAUCUCAGUAUUUUCUCAGGACUAACCCUA
This is a messenger RNA of Myotis brandtii (Brandt's bat), 2433 nucleotides long. It is a transcript of the gene TRPV2, whose product is annotated as transient receptor potential cation channel, subfamily V, member 2. Gene Ontology annotation, cellular component: membrane. Lineage: Eukaryota; Metazoa; Chordata; Mammalia; Chiroptera; Vespertilionidae. Gene Ontology annotation, molecular function: calcium channel activity; protein binding. The record is from RefSeq and is a predicted model, not a curated record. The coding region runs from base 433 to 2343 and encodes 636 amino acids. Gene Ontology annotation, biological process: calcium ion import across plasma membrane. The transcript has 12 exons.